AUGGAAGGUCUAACGUCCAACUUACGUAUACGGUUAUAUUUCUACCUUAGAAUUCCUAGCCAACUUGAAGAGAUACCAACUCUGCCAGUCGACAUCCAAUUUUGUUCCAACACUACUGAGCCAUGCCAGACAGCCCUCUAUUGUGCGGCAGCUAAUAGCCAUUCUAUCACUGUCUCGCGACUUCUUCGAGAAAAUGGACUGCUGGUUAAUUGCCCCGAUAUCAUGAGUGGGUGGACACCCCUUGCAGUAGCUGUCUUGCAUGGGCACAGUGAUGUCAUUCAAUGCUUUCUCUCCGAUGGUCGCGCCGAUAUCAAUACGGUAGACAAACAUACUCGAACACCAUUAUUCCAUGCCGUGCAGCACGACAGGAGUCGUAUAGUCGAGAUUCUUCUUACCGAUACCAGGACUAAUGUCACUCACAGGGACUCCAAAGGCUGUACUCCACUCCUUGACGCUGCACGGAGAGGUUUUUAUUCUUCCAUGAACAUUCUUCUCAGACAUCCAGAUAUUGAGGUGAAUGUCUACGAUAGCUUUUCCUUAUCACCACUCUGGUACGCCGUUGGCUUCCGCAGUGUAGACACAGCGCAACAACUACUGAACAGAGGAGCUACAGCGCAUAUGAUGAAUGGGAGUCAUAGCUCACCGCUCCAGAGGGCAAUUUCGCUGCAGCAUAUGGCCAUGAUCAGGUUGCUUUUGGAACAUCCAGGCGUUCGAUGA
Messenger RNA from Aspergillus oryzae RIB40, 717 nucleotides. RefSeq names its product ankyrin repeat domain-containing protein. Lineage: Eukaryota; Fungi; Ascomycota; Eurotiomycetes; Eurotiales; Aspergillaceae. The record is from RefSeq and is a predicted model, not a curated record. Gene Ontology annotation, biological process: RNA processing. The transcript has 4 exons. The coding region runs from base 1 to 717 and encodes 238 amino acids. Gene Ontology annotation, molecular function: RNA binding; protein binding; RNA nuclease activity.